UUAACAAUUUUUUAUAGGUUAAACCAAUAAAUGUGAACCACUUGUUCUACUGAUUCAUACUUCGAUUUGGUUCUGAUAACAUUGCUUUUAAUACUUGGGUAAGACCAGCUCCACUUUUGACCCAAAUGUCAAUCAAUAAUGUUAAAUCCGAAACAUGUCGUAGGGAGAUUGCAGGUGGUAAAGGGUAGAGAGAGAAUUUGAUCUCCCCUCUCUCCUCCCUCAACGGUAUAAUGGAAGAGGAACAGUCCGAGAAAGAGUGGAUCCUCCGCAAACCCCAAGCCGCCGGAUGGAUCGCCAACAACAUCACCAGCACAACCUUGUUAAAUAUCAAGAACCCUCUCUAGCGAGGGGUUCGCGGGGCAAGGAGAAAUAGGUUGUGCUACUGUCAUUGCGAGAGGAAUGGCGAAGCGGGUAGAAGAUACCGAGAUGAAUGCGAUUGACCAGGGAGAUGAAGCAACAAGUGCGUCUCCGUUCAUGAACUUGCUACCAAAGACUUAAACACUUUGGAAAUGGAUUUUAUCAAGGAACCUAUGAUUCCCAGCUCGAUCAUGAUCGAGCUCUUUACGGCAGUCCCUAGACGAUUGAUGAUCACUAUAUCAUCUCGGAGCCAUGGAGGCUCGAUUUCGACCCGGACUUUGAUGAUAUCAACCGCACUGCUGUCUGGGUCAGACUCCCAUACCUCCGACUGGCUUACUUUGCUUUGAUUGUUGGUGCAUGGUCAUCUCCAAGAUAAGUGUCCCUUGAGAUCAGCUAAGAGGAACUCAUUGGAGGAGACAACUAGAACUGAAAGUGCGAGCAAUGUUGAGACGAAGACAAAUUCUCAAGGAAAUAAUUAGAAGGUAACUGCACACAAGAAAGAGAACUAGAAAGUCUCCCCAAUUGUCUCCAAGCAAGAAGGGAAACCCUUGAUGGUGUCCAGAAGUCCAACUCUAACAAUGCAAUUGAGUCAUAAACCCCCUGAUGGUUCAAGUAAAUAUGCAUCCCAAUUCAAGAAAGAUGUUUGUGUUGUUGUGUCCCCUGUUGGACCUACUAGCAAGCAACCUUGUCAAAGCCCCACAAGCUGAGAAAGGAAGGAGUUAGCGCUGGCAAAGAUAGAAGAGGUGCACAUCCUAAACCCAAAGAUCUUAGUGCCUCCAAAAUCACCGAAGCAUAUAAGAAUAAGUUUACUCAUAAAGUUGAAAAUGGGAAGGGAUACCCCAGGAAGAUCGACUUCAAUGUGAAUCGAGACGAUAGCGAGGCAGGAACUAGGAGUGUCCAGUAGCAUUUCGAGAAUUCUCCAAUUCAAGGGGAGGACAAGGACGAGACGACAAUGGUCGUCGAUGCUAACUGAAAAUCUCGACCUCUGGUCGCGUAAGGGAAGUCUCUCAAAUCUCUAAUGAUUAAAGUCUUUUUCUGGAAUUGUAGGGGUGCUAAGCACCCCAAAUUUUGGUCUACUUUUGAUGUGUAUAUUGCUAAUCACUCUUUGAAGUUUGCAUCUUAGAACCUCGUAUUAGUGGUGAAAAAGCUACCGAGGUUAUUAAGUCUCUUGGUUUUGAUUCUUUUAAAGUUUUUGAUGCAGAGGGUUUCAAAGGUGGCAUCUGGGUGCUUUGGGAUAGUAAGAAAGUGCAGCGGGAACUCCUUAACCGACACAAGCAAUUUAAACAUCUCAAAUUUUCGAUUAUUGGCAAGGAGGUCGGAUUUCUAACUGUUAUCUACGCUAGUCCUAAUGAACAUGAUAGAGGAGACCUAUGGAGAGCCCUCCAAUCUCAUGGAUGACAAAUCAAGGCCCGUGGCUUCUUACUGAGGAUUUCAACUCAAUCAUAAAGCCAUCAGAGAAACAAGGAGGGGCCAAGUUCAAUCCUGCCCGAGUCAAAGAGUUCAAUGAUUUCAUCAUGGAUUAUGGGUUAUUGGAUAUUGGAUUUGUUAACCCUAAGUUCACAUGGGCGACCAUGGCAUCUCUUUUGAAAGAAACGCUUGGAUCGCAGCAUGUGCAACCUACUGUGGAUGGAAAGCUUUCUUGACACUAUUACCGUCCACCUCACCAAACUUCGCUCAGAUCAUAGGCCUAUUUUAACGUGUGAUUCGAGGAUUUCCGACAAGAAACCCCUGGUGAGACGUUUCCAGUUGUUAGCUCCUUGGUUAGUUCAUAAGGAGUUUCACUCCUUCGUUGCUUCUUCCUGGAAUUCUGGCUUUGAUUUCCGGCCCUCCUUGUAGGUCUUUACUAAGAGGCUUAGAAUAAAGACCUUUUUGAAAA
Messenger RNA from Linum trigynum, 2233 nucleotides. Lineage: Eukaryota; Viridiplantae; Streptophyta; Magnoliopsida; Malpighiales; Linaceae. The record is from the annotation of a GenBank genome assembly.